Messenger RNA from Racocetra persica, 279 nucleotides. The record is from the annotation of a GenBank genome assembly. NCBI's taxonomy places the organism in Eukaryota, Fungi, Glomeromycota, Glomeromycetes, Diversisporales, Gigasporaceae.
UUCCUGGCACUUUGUGCUGGUAACUAUUUUCAGUUCGUGCCAUUAAGUUUUGUGUUGGCACUUUUGUGGCCAGGCACCCAGAGGCAUGAAUUACCUGACAUAAAAAUGGUCCAAACUUACAUAAAACCAAUUUUAUAUCUUUGUGGACGGAAAUAUGAACCUGGAUAUAGCAAUUUUGUUAAAACCAAAAAAAUGCCACUGGAAGUUACUGGAAGCCACUGGACGUUACUGGAACUUCCUUCCAGUGACAUAAAAUCCUCACUGGAAGGGGUCCAGUGA